GGCAUUACCACGGAGCAUGGCUUGCUAUUGAUUAUUAGUACACAGUAUAUAGUUCGCCUGGCUCCCUCCAAGGCGCCCGUCCGCUCGUGGGAGGUUGUUUAAUUUCCCCCUUUUGGCGCGUGCGGGUCACGGCCACGGACUUCUGCUAAAUUGCGAACUAAUAUAUAACGCCCCAAACAGUCCAGAUGGUCGCAAUGACUGGAAAUCCUUCCUCCUCGGCUGUGCUGACCUACAGUUCCAGCAUGUACCGAUCGCGACAGGACAGCAUCUCCAAGGACAUGGCCCAGGUGGCAGCUUUUCCGGUGCACGACGGCAGCGACGAGAAGAUUCCCGUCACCCCCUUUGCGCUUCCGACCGGCCAUGAAACAUCCACCGAUUCAGAUCCGUCGCUUGCACGACGUCCUACGCGCCAACCGUCGAAAUCGUCCUUCCUCGGCACCGUGCUUCGCAGGCGAAAAACAGUCGGCGAGCAGGAUGAACCGCCGGCGCCCCAACAACCUCUGCAAAUAGUUCCGGACUUUGAAUUGAACCAUGAGGACCCCCGGUACCUGAAACCGAGAGCAGUUUCGAUGGCGAUUAGCCCGGCCGGCAAGACCAAGGCGACACAAAGCAUUUUACUGCCCUUCAGCCCCGACAGGAGACCGUUUACAUUUGGCCAGGAUCAUGCGGCAGAGAGCAUGCGCGCCUCGUACAAGCGAGAGAUUCAGACCAAAGAUGCCCGGAUCAAGCUCCUCGAGAGCCAUCUGGUGAAUUUGGCCACGGGGAUUUCGGAGAUGGACAAGGAUCGCAAACGGCUGCAGUCGCAGGCGCGCAGCAGCAGCACCACCAAACCGAAAUCAGAGCGCUCGUCGACGACGCUCAGAAAGACGUGGGUGCCCAAGUCAACGCCCCAGGUGCGCGAGGACCUGUCAAUGCUGGAACAGCGCAUGCGAUCGUGGGCCAUUAAGAAUAGCGUCACCGACAUCAGCGACUUAGAUCACCUGGACGGCGAAGAGAAGAACAUCAUCCUCGAGGAACUGGACGGCUUCUGCGCCGAAACUGACUGGAACACGUUGAUCCGCGCGACGCCGAUCGUGCUGCAUCGCAUGCCAGCUCUACUCGCCCAGGCAAUGUUGUCAAAAGAUGUGUUCGCGACGGCAUUUAUGAACCCGUUCUUCGCUUUCACCGAGGACUCUCCCGACGGGUUACCGACGUCGCGUAUGCUUAAAGCAAUGUAUUCGACCAUGCUGGAUCUCAAUCCCACAGAGGCCCACGUGUGGCGCUCGCAGACACUGCGAGUCCUGUCAGCUCCUCCAUCCGCCCAGAACGAGGAGAGUAUGCUGGCUCAGCGAGUACGCGAAGUGACGAGCGAGCUGGCGGUGGAAUUUCUUAACGGGCCGGUACAAGCACUCCUGCGGACUCCAAGGACCGAGGCCGAGCUGGUCAAACGAAACCAGGAGCUGUAUAGUCUGUAUCAUAGUGCGGGAGCGCUGGCGCUCUCGCUCUGGACGCAGCGGGCGUUUAUGAAAUUCCACAACCUCCACGGUCUCCAACACUUCCGAACGGGCAACCCGGCCAUGACGGCGCAUCCGCUGCAGCAUCUUAGCGAGGACGACGAGAGACUGGAUGGAAAAAGGGUGUUGCUGGUGGUGCAGCCUGCGGUGGUGGCGUACGGGGACGAGGAGGCGCAGAAUUACGAUAUGUGCAAGGUGUGGGCGAAGGGAGUGGUGCUGGUGGAUGAAAAUGAAGGAAAGAAUCGGCAGAACUGGUUUUCAUCGCCAGAUACAGCAUCAGAUGGGACAGCGUCCUCAUAGUUUCCAUAAGAAGUGAAUUCAAAUAUUCAAAUAUGUGCGACUUUGACGAGCCAGUGAUAAGACUGCUUGUCUUGAGAUGUUGCGACCUGACCUUCUCCUUUCCUGUGCUCUCCUCUCUUCCCGGUUUUCUCUCCCUGUUGGUCGUACAGGAGAUCUACUUGCAGCUCUUGAGCUUGUGGAAGUUUAGUACGCGACCAUGGCUCCCGUGCGCCAGGAGAUGGCCGCCUACAAAGACGAGAUCGACCUGUUGCUCAUGAGUAAGCGUCGGUAUCAUUCUGGUCCUGGACCCUGCGAUUCCUUUACUUGCAUGUCGCCUCAGAGGUACCCGUGGGUUAAUCCUGCUUGAUUUGCAUAUCUAUGUCAGAGUUGGUUUCGAAUUAGGUCCUUCGGGGG
This is a messenger RNA of Aspergillus melleus, 2186 nucleotides long. RefSeq lists its product as uncharacterized. Bases 186 to 1793 code for a protein of 535 amino acids. The transcript has 4 exons. NCBI's taxonomy places the organism in Eukaryota, Fungi, Ascomycota, Eurotiomycetes, Eurotiales, Aspergillaceae. The record is from RefSeq and is a predicted model, not a curated record.